UUUUGCUUUUAUCAACCGUUUCGUUGCUCUGUGAAAUCACUAGUGAUUUUCUCUUGGAUAUUCGCAGACUUUCAUCCGACGUCCCUACAAAUAACGUGGAUAUUCAGUCUUCAAUAUAAGAGAAUGCCAUGCUUAAUUCUGGUCUGUAAAUCCUCUUGAAAAUGGAAAAUAACGUCAACGAAGCUCAGAUUUUGAUUGUUGUCAAUAGCCUUUUAGAGGCUUCUGCUGAUCGUGAUGAGUGUGUCCGAAAAGCGGUCUGUGAAUCACUAUGGAAAAUUUCAAAAGUCCAGCCAAACAUUGUGGUCAAAUAUACACUUAAUUAUCGGAGGAAAAACUCAAAGUUAACAUCUGCCAGCAUUACUCAUGUUCUCCAACUCCUCAAGCGAAUUUGUGAAAACUGUAUCAGCGAUCUAGAGCCAACCUUGGUGAAACAGCUAAUAACUUUCUCUUUUGACGAAAUGAUGAAAAACACAUCAUAUACCAGCUUUCCAGCAGCGGAUAUAUUGAAUGCAAUAUGCGUUAAAUAUUGCAGAGAUGUAAUGGACUGUCUCCUCUCAAAACUUCAGCCUGGUGCAGUUCCCCAUCAGUCAUUACUCUAUGCAAUUGGAAAUAUUGCAAGCUGCAACCUCCCUGAGUUUGUAGUCUAUGUCAACUCCGUUCUUAUCAAUAUUCGCCCAAUUAUUCCAGCAAUCAAAAAUGACUCACAGCGCCAAUUAAUAACUUUUGCAAUGGAGAAACUGUGCGAGUCUGUUUUGGAGAACCACGUGGACAAAGAUACAAAAAUCUCCAAGGUUUCAUCAGAAUGUGCUGAAAAAAUUCAUGCUGUUUAUGAUUUAUUCAUAACUCAAUGGGCUGCAUCGAAGGAUGUGAAGACUGUCGAGGGUGUUGUAUCUGCAAUCGGUCCAAUGUUCAGCUUACUGGAAGAAAAUCGGCUCGUAGAACAAACUCCAAGAACGGUUAAUUUUUUACUUGGACUGUACCGUCGUUCACCUCAUCCCCCUCGUUACAAAAUAUCAGAAGCUCUCUCAACAGUUCUCCAAAUUGCGCCACCUGUGCCUUUAGAACCAAUGCUUGACAAUAUCAUUCAUACGUUGCAUGCCAUGGUUUGGGUGCAACCAGAUUAUCGGGAGCCAGUCACAGUGAAGAACCAUGGUGAAGUUCUGCGCUGCUAUGAUCAAAUUGGGUAUCAUUUUCCUGAAAGACUAAGUGACUUACUGAUUCGACAAGUACGGGGUGGAAGUGAAGCUGACAGAGUAGCUGCUCUCACUGUAAUUUCGCAUCUUCUUGGCUCCUCUGAUUCUGUUUUAAGCUUAAGAAUGUCGGAUUUGAUCAAUGCUCUGCAUGUUUUAUCUGAUGCGUCUGUGAAGGUGAAGAAGGCUCUAGUUAGAACAAUUGUUGUUCUAGCUUGUAAAGAAUUUUUAGGCUCCUCUGAUGAAUUAUUCAUUGAAUUCCUUGUGAAACAUUGUUGCCCUCUAGUAUCUUGCAAUGGACCAGAAUGGAUUGAGUUACGUGAAGUUUGUUGCUCAACUAUAACUCUGCUGAGUUCGACUGUUAAAACGGUUUUUCCAUUGUGCUGGAAGGUUCUUCUGCGUUUACUGCUUGCGCCUGAAUUUACGGCAGCCAUUUUCGUCAUUACCAGUGCUCUUACAAAGAUUGCAGAUAAAAGUAACUUAGAACCGCUGAAUACAGAAAAAUUUCCAUCUAACAACAUUCAAGCUGUAAUAACCAGAUGUAUUGGUCUAUUAGGAGCACCUCAAGAAACAGAUCGUGGUAUCAGUAUUCUAAAUUUUCUUGUUCGCUAUUCACCACAUAUCAGUGAUGAUGUCUCUACCCUAUGGAAGUUGAAAAUUCCUCAACUAAUUAGUUAUUUAGAAUUAUCCGAGUAUGUCGAGUCCGAAUGGGAGUCUCUCAUGCUGGAGUUUCUGGACGAAACGCUUCGAGUGAGCUCAGAAGAAUUUUCCACAAACCUAGUCUCUCAGUUCACCGCUCAGCUAUCCCUUUACCCACCAGUUGCGGCAAGUGAACAGAGGGCAAUGUUACUCAAAUCCAUGGCAAUCACAUUGAAUCAUAUCAGUGAUGUUGGCACUGUCAACGCUCAUUUGGAUGUUUUGUUCAACCCAGUUAGGUCCUACAGCUUGAAUGAUGCCAAGAUUUGUGCAAGAGCAGUCGGUAUUAUCUCCCGUAAGCAUGUUGUCACUGUCUUAUCGUAUUUGAAAAAUGCAUCGAACAAUGAAUUGACUCGCAAGACAUCUAGGCUACUAGGCUUCGUGAAAGACUGGAAACAAGAAGUGGAGUCAGAGAGGGCCAGAGCAACUUUAUUUUUAUGUUACGGCCAGCUCGUUCUGGAAGCACCUGCUGAAGAUACUUCUCCGCAUUUAAUUACAAUCACCAAUUGGUUGCUGACACAGUUCGGGAUGACAAAGGAUGUCGAAGUUUUAAAAGCUGGAUUUGAGACUGUCUCACAUAUUGCCAAUUUGUCUGCCAAAACGAAGAAAGAAGAAGAGGAUGUGCCAAAUAGUAAUAUAGCAUCAUGUCGAUCCCAAUUAGUGGCCUUAGCUUUGAAGCAACUUGGGUCUGCUCCUGAUCCAUUAUACAUCAAAGUCUUGGCGUCUUUAAUUAAAAUUCCACCUGCCGUUAGUGACGAAGAGAGAACUUUAAUUCUGCGAACUUGUUUCAAUGCAAUUUUCCAAACAGGUUUUGCAGAUAUUCCAAGGAUAGCGUUAAAAAAUUUGUGUUAUCUCCUAGAGGAGGUACUGAUCCAAUGUGCCACCCCUGCUAUCUUGGAUGAAAUUGUCUCCUUUUUACAGCCAUGGCUUGUUCAUAAAUCACCAUAUCAUAGAUCUGCAGCGCUUUUAGUCCUACGAUCAACACUGCAGUGUUAUCAAGAACAUGUAAAAUUUACUUAUGAGGAUGCCAGCAAGUUCGGCCACUCUGGUAUAAUAUUAGGCACAGCUUGCAUUCGAUCCUGCGAAACUGAUUUAUCAAUUUUCACCAUCGCUUUGGACUGUGCUCGCAUUGUACUGGUUGUUUGCUCACGCUUUGAAGGUCAUAGCGGAGGUAAUGAUUUUGAAUUACAAGAAUCUUUUUCCAAUUUGAAGAACGCCUCACCUCCAGAACUCAGCAUAACUUCAGAGACUUUAUCCAAAAUGAUAUGUAAUAAACUUCCGCAUCAUCAACUAGGACAUCUGGUUUUGAGUCUAAUUGAUGGUCUCACCGACAGCGAGUUUUUGAGCUCUCUGGGCGCAAGUCAAAUGUUAUAUCGCAUACUGUCAGUUAAAGGAGGAGAACUUUAUCAUAGUGCCAAUGAAAUCUUGGAUGGAAUUUUGUCUGCACUCAUGAAGUUAACCCCUGGUGAAGUAAGAGGUAGCAUUGUUACUGCCGUCAUAGAGUUCGGACGUCAUCAUCCAAAGAUUCUCAUCAACACCCUUCUAAAUCAGCCAAUACCAUUUCAUCCAGGAGUAAAUGAAGUUUGGAAAGGAUUAGCAUCACAUCCCACGCUGUCCUCUGAGACUCUCGACCAGUUAGUCCGAUUACUUUCAUCUUCGAACCUCUUUGAAGAAUCUCCAAAACAUGCAAGAGACAAAACGAAAAUUGCCAUAAUGGCUCCACUAGCUGUUGUCAGUGCUCUGCAAGAAUUAUUUUCUGUAGCUGUAAUGGGAGAAAUUGCUGAGUCCAGAUUUUGUGAAUUAUUUUCCUUGUUACUUGUAACUUUGGCCUCUUAUGUGGGAACUCUGCCUCCCAUAAACACAUCGGUUUCUACAAGUAGGAUUUCAUCUUUCAUUCCAAAUCGAGAAGUUGGGAAGAUAAGCCCCUCCAAAGUUGCCUUGGAUUGCUUCAAGAGUUUUUUACUGUGCACGAACUGUGAAUCAGCCAUGAAUUUUCUUGUUGAUAAUUCCCGCCCAGACCUCGGUGAAAGUUUACCAACAGCUUUUAUUCCUUUGAUGCCAACAUUGGUGAGGCGUGUGUGUGCAGCUAAACUGCAUCUUGUUAAUGACUUGGUCGACAGUAUUAGUCAGUAUGCUAAUAGUAAUUCCGAAGCUCAAAGAAUUGCUGUAAUCGCAUUCCUUGCUGAAUGUAUUGGUUCAUGUAAUUCCAGAACAGUUGAUACCGUGAUGGCGUUACUCCUUUCAUCUCUCAAUGAUUCAUCUCCCAUCGUUCGUUGUUGCAGUUUAAAAGGCCUUGGAUCCUCUUUCGAUCACAGUGCAAACAGUAUGUCAAAACAUGGCGAAAGUGUACUGAGUGCUCUUACGGAAGGAUUAGAUGACAACGAUGCCGGAGAAUAUCCAAAUAUUGCUUGCUCCGCUUUGACUGGUUUAGCAUCAGUCCUACCACACUUGGACUCCUCGCUAAUUAUUCCUGUUCUUGUUUCUCUAGCUCUACGAAUCAAACCAUUCUUUGAAAAGGAUGAUGUUUCAGUCCGCAGCAGUGCCAUUAAACUAUUUGGCGAACUCGCAAAACAUGAAGCCAGCAAAGGAAGCUCCCAGAAAAAUGCAUUUAAAGAACAAGUCAUCAAUAGCAUCGUAAUAUUUCUGUUGCAUUUAAGCGAGGAUGAAGAGCCAGUCAUUGAAGCGUGCAAAUAUGCUCUGUAUGGAUCCUGCCCGCUUCUGAGUAUCGGAGAACUAACAGAAUUAGUUGAAGCGCAGUUGGGGAAAGAUUCAUCUUUUGAUCAUGAAAUUUUUUUUGUACAAACAACAGAAAUUUUGGUGAAGAGCAUGCCAGAGUCAAUGCCAAUGUUCGUCAUGACAGCUUUAAUGUAUUGCAAAAGUGUUUGGCCAUCCAUCAGAGCAAGUGCAGCACUCUUUAUUGGAUUAAUUUUUAGAUGUCUAGAUUCUAACUCUGCCGGUAGAGUGUCGAUUGACUCAAUUUCUGCAAAAUUAAUGAUGCUUCUGCGGGACAAUGAUUUGAAUGUUCGAGCGCAAGCUGCUGCAGCCCUUGGAUGGCUUAUUUACGAUUGAUAGUGCCUUUUUUCCAGUGGGUAAUUCAUGCUUCGUCUAGUCCAAAUCCGAAUUUCAUCAACAACUUUUCACUUGGGCAAAACAAAUAGUAUGUAGGACAAGUAUUUAUGUAAGAAAGUAAAUUGAGAGAAAAGGGAAAUUUAAGAGUAACUGGAGAAAAAAUUGAUCUUUUCUUUUCUUAAAUUUGGAGGAAAGAUUAGAAUGGAAUUCUUUCUGCAAUUUUAAGGAAUGAUUAAUCAUCUUGGCAAUUUUGCUUACCAGUAGAAAUAUGUAUGCCGAAUUUUUUGUUUUCCGUUGUUCUGCGGCAGCUCAGGACGAUGCAUUUCGAUGGUGAAACUCCCAAACCAUUUAUCUCCGUUUGCAAUGUUGCAGACUUCCUGUCAUACUUUACUCUUUAAAUAGGAAACCAUUCAACGUCAACUCAAGGGACUCUCCAUGAUUUGUCCUCUCUGUGUGAGGAAUAUUCUGUGAAAAUCUCAAGCCAUGAUGUUGGUUCGGUCAUAUUAUAAAGAAAUGAAAGAGGAGCAGAGAUUUUGAAACUUGGUAAACAAGAUAAGUGGUCUGGGCGUUUUGUUGUCGAUUUUGGAUAAAUAGCGUGAAUGUUAAUUGGACGUAUCUACAACAGAACUACGGAACUAUGUGCAUUAUGACGCAAGCUCUGUUAUGCACAUAUUCUUAUGAAUCUCAGGGCUCAUGUCUUAAUGCACAUAGUUUCGUUUGAUAGAAAUACAUCCAAUAACAGUUUGAAUACGAACAAAUAUUCACAAUAUAUAAGUAAAUAGCUACUUCUAGCCAUAUAUGAAGUCCUGUUGUUCCUGGUAGAUGCAUUUCUCAAGAUGCUGUGUCAUGUCUUGUAAAUGUGGGAGUGUAACAUUUGUGUGUGUAUGUGCGGUUUCUGCUAAUUAUUGAAAGAGUUCCCUUUUUUUCCUCUCCGUACAAAGAUAAAUCAACUGUCACAUCAUUAUUUUGAUUCUUCUCAUAAAAGAACACUGCAUAAGCUUACAAUAUAUGUGGUUUCAGUAGUAAUUUGAAAGGAACACACAUCAGUAAUUGUAUUAGUCAAUAUUUUUUAUCUAUUUUUGCUUUACAAGGCUCAGUAAGCAACUUAUUCUUAAAAUGUUUAAAAAUGUGAUAGUUCAUUUAUCUCAUAUUCUAAUGUACUGUACAUUUAUAUCAAAAGACUGUUAGCAAAAUAAUAUAAAUGCCCGUGUGCCAGGAUAUACUUGUAGUUCUAUUAUUCAGCAAAAAAUCAAAUGUUCAAGUAAAAUUUAUUCUUUGUGAUAAAUAAUACCUUAUGAACGGGAAAUUUUGUGUCAAAAGUUGUAUGAUCUAUGAGAAUUCAUGCAGACAUCAAGAGCACCUUAAGUUUGAUUAAAAUGUAGGUAGAUGUCUUCCCUCAUUUGGCAAGGGAGACCUUUCAUUUUCUUCCCCCAACCUCAUUCCCAAAGAGAUUUUAUGUAAAAAUACAGAAAACUGAGUUUUAUGAACCUCCAUAUCUAUACUGCUUCAUCCAUUUCUGAUGAGAGCAAAGUUUUUCAACAACGUGGGGUGAAAUGAGAAGUGAAUAUACCAUAACCAUAAUUGUACCGUUAAAAUUGUUGCACGGUUACCAUUUUUCCCUUGGGAGUAGGGUUUUUAUGAUCAAAGAUAAUUUAUUCUGCAACGCUCCCGUUUGUGCAUUCCUCAGUGCUGUUUUUUUAUUCUUUGCUUUUAAUUUUUGUUUUGAAUUUUAUAAUUAUUAUUGUAUUAAUCGAUUUCUUAUAUAUGUUUUGUUAUUGUUACAGAUAAUUUUAUUUAAAUAAAUUUGUAGUCUUUGGACCUCAGUAAUUAAAGAAAAUAAUAAUGGAGCCCUCUUUUA
Messenger RNA from Bemisia tabaci, 6813 nucleotides. It is a transcript of the gene c11.1, whose product is annotated as maestro heat like repeat family protein c11.1. Gene Ontology annotation, cellular component: cytoplasm. The record is from RefSeq and is a predicted model, not a curated record. NCBI's taxonomy places the organism in Eukaryota, Metazoa, Arthropoda, Insecta, Hemiptera, Aleyrodidae.